GAUUUAGGACAACUGAAGCUGGGGCCUUCCCUAGUGUUGUCUGGACAGAAACAACUUCCGGAGUCUUGCCCCUUUAUUCCUCUAGAUAAAAGCGCUAACUUGUGUGUAAGCCCCAGGCUUGGUGGCUUGUGCCGCCUUGGUUGCCUAGGUGACGCCGUGGUGUGACGUCUACACCUGUACGACCUGCCCACCUGCCAGGCGGGGUACACACGACACCUGAGUACCACUCCAGCGCGACCUAACAACACAGACCGAUGUCUCAACCCUCUCCUGUUUCACCCCUAUUCACCACCCCAGCACCACGCUGAAAAGCACUUGGCAUUGUUAGACAGUAAACGAUUACUGACGUGCCGGGUGGAAGGAGCCCUCCUGCUUUGUUUCCUGUGGUAGUUCUGGACUCUCUAUCCUCUCAGGGGUAAAGAACUGCACAUGGAAAAGUCAGCCUUCAAGGUAGUCCCCAUGUCAAGGCACUACAAGCUUCAAGGGGGCUCACACCACCCAACCCACAGGCUUCAUGGCAAUUCUCAACACAGUGCCAAGAACUCCUUCCACAACAAGUUUGUGUCAGGAGUGACCCACCUGCCUCAGAUCCACCUGGACCACCAGAACACAGCGGGCUCCAAACACGGGACCGGCGCCACCGCAGACAACAUCCUGCCUCAGCUGGGCAAGACUGGCUUCCAGAAUGGAGAGAUCCCCAGAAUAUCCCGGCAGGCCACCAUGGUGUCCAAGGACGCCGACAGAAGGCGGAUCCUCAGCUCACAGAGAAGUAAAUCACCCUUAACACCAGGAGAGGCCCUGAAAUUCUACAAGGGGAAACUGACAGGAUUUGAACAGUCAGAAAUCCUGGACUACAGCGAGGUGUGGUUUGUCGGAGCGGAGGCUCGGAAAAUAGAAGGCGUCCAGGGCUCUCCUCAAAACAACGGCUACGAUGACGAAAAUGGAUCCUACCUCAAAGUUAUACAUGACCAUCUGGCGUAUAGGUACGAGGUACUGGAGGUUAUUGGGAAGGGGUCAUUUGGGCAGGUGGUAAAGGCUAUAGACCACAAGACAGGGGAACACAUCGCAGUCAAGAUCAUCAGGAACAAAAAAAGAUUUCACCACCAGGCCUUGGUGGAGGUGAAGAUUUUGGAUGCUCUGCGGAGAAAGGACAGAGACGGGACCAUGAACGUCAUCCACAUGGUGGAGUACUUCUACUUCAGGAACCAUUUGUGCAUCACUUUUGAGUUGUUAGGAAUGAACCUGUAUGAGCUGAUAAAGAAGAAUAACUUCCAGGGCUUCAGUCUGGCACUGAUCCGGCGCUUUGCUCAUGCCCUGCUGCAGUGUAUGAAGGUUCUGUACAAGGAGAGGAUCAUUCACUGUGACUUAAAACCUGAAAAUAUCCUGUUAAGAUCAAAGGGUCAAAGUGCAAUCAAGGUUAUAGACUUUGGAUCAAGCUGUUAUGAAUUUCAAAGAGUUUACACCUACAUCCAGAGCAGAUUUUACCGCUCCCCUGAGGUCAUCCUGGGAAUCCCCUACAGCAUGGCCAUCGACAUGUGGAGCUUCGGCUGUAUCCUGGCAGAACUGUACACAGGAUACCCGCUGUUCCCAGGAGAAAAUGAAGUAGAACAGCUGGCCUGUAUCAUGGAGGUUCUGGGCCUGCCUCCCAUGAGACUCAUCGAUGACGCUCAGAGGAGAAGACUUUUCUUUGACUCGCGAGGCCAGCCCCGGUGUGUGACCAACAGUAAAGGGAAGAAGAGAAGACCCAACAGUAAGGACCUGUCUCAGGCCAUCCGGACCAGUGAUCCCCUCUUUGUGGACUUCAUCAGGAGAUGCCUGGAGUGGGAUCCAAACCUUAGAUGGACCCCGGAGGAAGCCAUGAAGCACGAGUGGAUCACCGACGGCAAACUGCACAAGACCCGCGGCCAGGUCCAGACUCGCAAGGUCGUCCACUCUAAAGGUCACCCCAGCCACGGUCUCAGCAGCAAGAGAAGCACCGCAGAGUCCAGCGACCAUCCACCCAAACAUGACAAACUAAAGAGAGAAAAGACAGAAGUGUCCAAGCUCAAGGAGAAAGAAGGGCUGCCAUUGGCUACAGAGGAAAGACUGCAACCAAUAGGAGCUGUUGAUCCAGCACCACCAGAAGUAGCAGUAGAAGAGAAAGAAAAGAAACAAGCCCCAAUCACAGUGGACAAUUUCCCGGCAAAGACGGGGAACAAAGCGGUGAGCAAUUCCAAGACAAACGAAGGUCCGUCCAAGGAGAACACGUUCUCCGAAUCUGAGGUGACCAAUACGGUGACAUCAUCUGAGACAAUAGGGACAGAGGAGAGCACCAGUGCAGAACAGACAACGGAGAAAUUCCUGCCUCCUCUUGUCUAACACCUUCUCUUAUAAGUUGUAAAUACAAACAUGUUUUAAAGGAUGUAAAAAGUUCUGAGCAGUUUCAGGGUUCCCUUAAAGAUUGCAUUCAAGCCAAAUUGAAUAUUCAAAUUGUAAACAAAAAGUACUUAAAUGCACAUUUCAAUUAUUAAUAAGGAAAAUUUGGUCUUGGACUAACUUAAACUCGUCCUUUGAUUUUUAGUGCUCACAGGUCUUAGGUCACAGGUCUGCUUUCUAUAUUUCUAUUUAUUCUUUUUAGUUGGUUGCAAAGAAAACCUCGAAGGUUUUUAUCAAAAACUGAAUUACAUCUUUAAGGGAAUGUUUGUUGUUUACUUGACCGUGACAACCAUUUUAAGAUGCAAUUUUGAAGAGAAAAAGUUGAGUUUUGUUGUUCUCACGUGCACAACUGCUGCUACAUGUAAAUGUAUGUCCCACCGGUCUAUGCAACAAUCCUUCACAUGUAGGACUCAAAUUUUAUCAUUCAGUAUUUUUGUGCUUAUUUAUAAUCAGAAAUGUUUGUGGCUGUACAUAUAAGAACAACACUGUACAUCCAACACUGUUUUUCUUUGAAAUUCUUUCUAUUUUCAAGCAUUUUCUUGCCAAACAAACUUGAUCCAUCCAAACCGUAUAUAUCCGUCCUAUGAAAUGUUUUGUCAUACUCAGAUAUGAUUUUGUUCUGUCCUAAAACAAUAUAAUAACAAGUUCAGUGUAUCAUGUCUACUAAUAGUAUAUAAUUCUUAAUAUCGUUGUAUUUUGAUGAUUGUUUUGUCAGUCAGUGAUAACAUGUUGUCCAGUAACUGUUAAAAAAUCUGUCAAAUGCUGCUAAACGCAAAUGCACAAUGAAUGACAAAAAUCUUAUAAUGAUGAUUUUAAAUAUCCCAACUGUCCAAAGUAGGUCUUGCAAUAUACAUAUAAUAUUAGAUAUUCUACAUUUUUCAUGCAGUGGGUAAAUUUAGAUAUUGUAUUAAACAAUAUCUUUGUAAAGUUACCAUAUUAACUAUAGUUUUCACAUGCAAGGGGGGAUGCUAUGUAGUAGCAAUAUGUAAUUGCAGACAGUUUUAUGACCCUUUGUACUUAUUAUAAUAAUUGUAUGUUUAAUGCUUGUGUGUUUUGACUUUUACGAUGUAUAUAAUUGUAUUACUGUUAUAUAUAGAGAGUUAACAAUUUGCACUAUCAUUUUCUUACUUGAAUAGUGCACAAGUUUUUGCACAACUUGUUCUGUAUUUGUGCAAUAGGAGCAGAGUGACUGUUUUUUCCAGUUUUCAUUCAUUUUAAACGUACUAAAAAUCUAGACUUAAUGCUGAGAAAUUGUUUUGAGCUUUGUAGUCAAGAGCAGACAAAAAUACCAGGUAUUGAAGAACUAGGCAAUAACACGACACAAUCUAUAUUAUAGGUUAUCCAAUAUAUGUUAGUAAUUGUUACAUGAUAAAGGCUAAAUGCACAAAAUUUUGUGACCAAACUUCAAAGAUCAUCUGUUCAAUCUUGAUGCCAAAGGACUAUCUUUAUUUAUGACUCAUUGCAAAGGCUUUUUUUCUCAAAAACACACUACCCUUAUGAUUUUUUGGUACGUAUGGUAAAAGAGUUUGGUAAAAGUUUUAUAACAUUCUGUACCAAAAAUUUCUCUAUUGUAUGAAGUUUGCAAAUUGGCAAGAUUCUGUCUUUAAGAGUUUUUAUAAUGCGCCAUCCCAAAAAUUGCUCUAUUGUAUGCAUUUUUUUACUUUGCAAGAACUGGCAAGAUUCCGUCCUAUAAAGUUUCUAUAACAUUUGGUACCUAAAAUGUUCUAUUGCGUGCAUUUAAUGAAUUGGCAAGAUUCCGUCCUUGAAUAUUUUUAUGAUAUUCUAUACCUAAACUUGCUCUAUUCUAUAUAAUGCAUUUUGUGAAUUGGCAAGAUUCCGUCCUUUGAAGUUUCUAUAACAUUCCAUACCUAAAAUGCUCCAUUGUGACAUGUGCAUUUUAUGAAUUGGCAAGAUUCCGUCCUUAAAUGCUUUUAUAAUACUCCGUACCUAAAAUUGCUGACUAUUGUAUGAAUGUUGUGAAUUGACAAGAUUCCGUCCUUAAGAGUUUUUUGUAACAAUCCAUCCAAUAGUUUAUAAUGUUUAUGAACUCUGCUAUGCCAACUCUAACCUUCCAUUGAAAGAAAACUGAGAAUAAAGGAUCCUCCAAGUAACCAUACCAUUUUGCUGUCUUGCCAACUCAGCAUACUCCUAACUACAAAAUAAUAGGUGGAGAUUUGAAAAUAUGAUUCUGUUUGUCAAAUGAUCCAACCAUCAAUUUACUGAUUUAUGUUAAUAUAUAUAUUAUUUUGGUUUUAAAUUCCUAACAAGUAUUGUAGAAAAACACUGGUUUUGAACAAAUUGUUGUAUCUGAAAGCUAGCAGAAAGACAUUCUGUCAUUGUCCAUGACAAAAUAUUUGUGAAUUUUUGCCUGAUAAAGGUUGCCAGUAUUUGUACCCAGGGUUGAAAUGUUCAUAAUGUAUAAUUUUAGUUGAAAACGUGUUUUGAUGGCAGUAUUAUGGGUUUUGCUGUUGACAUAAUAAUUGAAUGCUUUGGUAUAUGGCAAAUGUAUUUUAAAAUGAGGGAUUUUAUACACCUUUCUGUAUUUCAACAGUCCACCCUGUCUUUUUCAGAAGGAAAAUAGCAUGUAAUCUGGAGUGUUUAUAGAAUCUGAUAUUUUCCAUUCUAACUGCACAGAUCAAGUUGUACAUGUAACAUGUACAUUGUAUGUACUGACUCGUGACUUAGCCUUACAUUGCAGACACCCUCUUAUGGUAAAAUGCAAUAAAAUUUAGGUUUAUUUGACAUGU
Messenger RNA from Branchiostoma belcheri (Belcher's lancelet), 5162 nucleotides. RefSeq names its product dual specificity tyrosine-phosphorylation-regulated kinase 4-like. NCBI's taxonomy places the organism in Eukaryota, Metazoa, Chordata, Leptocardii, Amphioxiformes, Branchiostomatidae. The coding region runs from base 430 to 2358 and encodes 642 amino acids. The record is from RefSeq and is a predicted model, not a curated record. Gene Ontology annotation, biological process: peptidyl-threonine phosphorylation; peptidyl-serine phosphorylation. Gene Ontology annotation, cellular component: nucleus. Gene Ontology annotation, molecular function: protein serine/threonine/tyrosine kinase activity; ATP binding; protein serine/threonine kinase activity. The transcript has 14 exons.